AUGUCAAUUUCACCAAUAAAUUUUCCAAAAUGGCUGAAAGAACAUAGUGACAAAUUACAGCCCCCUGUUAAUAAUUUUAUAUUACAGCAUAAUGAUGAUUUUAUUAUUAUGGUCGUUGGAGGUCCUAAUGCUCGAACCGAUUAUCAUAUUAACCAGACAGAAUAUAAAGGAGAAAUGUGCUUAAAAGUUGUUGAUAACGGGGAAUUUAAAGACAUCCCUAUUGGGGAGGGUGAAAUGCUCUUAUUGCCUGCUAAUACACCUCAUAAUCCCGUUCGAUUUGCUAAUACGGUUGGUAUUGUAAUCGAAAGGCGUCGAAGACCGGAAGAAAUUGAUCGACUUCGAUGGUAUUGUACACAAUGUAAAGAAAUGGUUUAUGAAGAAUCAUUUCAUUGUACAGAUUUAGGUACACAACUUAAACCUAUUAUUCAAAAAUAUGCCGCUAAUGAAGAGCUAAGAAAAUGUAAAUCUUGUGGACUUAUUAAUCUUGCCAAAAUUUUAUUUAUGAACAAAGCAAUCGAAUUUUUUGUUAUAAUAAACAAUAACGUUUGGACACUCAGUAGAUGUUCCACCUGGGAGAAUGUUGACAUCUCCCAACUUGACAUAUCCGCCUUCAUGACUGAUCAAGACUUGAUCGAAUAA
Messenger RNA from Funneliformis geosporum, 639 nucleotides. The record is from the annotation of a GenBank genome assembly. NCBI's taxonomy places the organism in Eukaryota, Fungi, Glomeromycota, Glomeromycetes, Glomerales, Glomeraceae.